AUCGAGCGCUGCCUGUACCCGGAUCCGAAUAGAACGAAACCCUUGCACCCUCGACGACAGUAAACAGUACGAGUACUAGUACGGGUACGGGUUCGGGUACGGGUACGGGUACGGGUAAUGUAAUCAAUUAAUCGCAGCGCUAUCUAUUGGACUGAAAUCAGAAGCGGUAAGAGCGGAGGGUAGGGAGGAGAGGGAAGCCCUCGUGCAGCCCCUGUUGUCGCGUCAUCGAGCGAUUGUUUACCCACAAAUGUGCUGUCUAUAAAUUUGAGUGUGCUCGCCAUAGCAUUGGGCAGUUCUUGGUCAACGCUGAAGGCGCUCACACGACACACGACAGAAUAGAAUACAAUGCGCAUUAUAAUGCAUAGACUUGCAUUCGGCUGUCUGCUGGUUCUGGGUAGCCUCCUUGUGGCAGCUUCGGCGAACAGUUCCCCUGUGAUUGGUGUGCUCACGCAGGAGGUCUACACGGAUGGAUUGAUUUCGCGACAUUUCGAGAACAAAACCAGCUACAUAGCCGCCUCGUAUGUCAAGUAUCUGGAGGGUGCUGGUGCCCGAGUGGUGCCCAUUUGGAUUGGACGCAAUCGCAGCUACUACGAAGAUCUCAUGCACAAGAUAAACGGGGUUCUCCUGCCUGGAGGUGCAACGUGGUUCAACCAGAGCAAUGGCUACGCCGACGCGGGGGAACAUCUCAUCCAAUUGGCAGUGCAACUGAAUGACAAUGGCACCUUUAUGCCCGUCUGGGGCACUUGUCUGGGCAUGGAGCUGCUGGUCUACAAGCUGGCCAAUGGCACCGACCAUCGCAUCAGUUGCCGGGCAUCUGGCAUGGCCCUGCCCAUUGUGUUCAAAGAAGAUUACAAGCAGAGUCGUCUGUUCAAUGCCAGCAGGGAGGAUGUUGUGGCUGUGAUGGUCGCGAAUAAUGUCACCUAUCACUACCAUCAGUUCUGCUACACAGAGGCGGACUUUGUGCGGGAUAAGCUGAACCAGUCGUGGCGCGUGGUAUCCCUGAACAACGACCUGGACGGCGUCGAGUUCAUCUCCACCAUGGAGCAUCUGAAGUAUCCCUUCUACGGCGUUCAGUUUCAUCCGGAGAAGCCGCUCUACGAGUUCGUGCGGUCGAGCAUUCCCCACUCGGCCGCGGCGGUGCUGAGUGGGCAGUACCUCGCCGACUUCUUUGUGAACGAGGCCCGCCGGAGCCCCCAGACCUUCGCCAAUGAAACGGAGCAGGCGCGGAUGCUCAUCUACAACUACAAGCCGGAGUAUACCUCGAUACUGGGCUCCUCGUAUGUCCAGCAAUAUCUGUUCAACAACAAGGAAAUGCAACUGGAGGAGGUUGGUUCCGAGGGGGGAGAUGAUGGGGACGACUCGCCCAGCUACUAUCCCGGCAAUGCGUACGGAAAUGGAAAUGGAGCUGCUGCACUCCUCUCCAUCGGCAGUGGCCCCCUCCUCGUUCUUCUGGCAAUGGGACUGUUUUCAAUUGACUUCUGAUUUCCCUUGAAUUCAGCUUGCAGGCCAUGCAGCAGUGCGUUUUAAUUCAGGGAAAUUCGCAAUCCGAAAGACUGUGCUCCUCUGCGCUCUCUCCUCGCAUUCUCCUUCAACGCCAUGCCACACCACUAGCCCGAUUAUUCUGCCCUUGCUUGGAAGUCGCGUCAAGUGGAUUUUUUAAUUACAACACUUGUGCUCACUCGACUACAGAAUGCACUUUGUUAACUGAAA
Molecule: messenger RNA, 1710 nt
Organism: Drosophila pseudoobscura
Lineage: Eukaryota; Metazoa; Arthropoda; Insecta; Diptera; Drosophilidae
Gene: l(3)72Dp
Product: lethal (3) 72Dp
Exons: 4
Coding region: 346-1482 (378 amino acids)
Biological process (GO): tetrahydrofolylpolyglutamate metabolic process
Cellular component (GO): vacuole
Molecular function (GO): gamma-glutamyl-peptidase activity
Source: RefSeq, a predicted model, not a curated record